Molecule: messenger RNA, 1271 nt
Organism: Cajanus cajan (pigeon pea)
Lineage: Eukaryota; Viridiplantae; Streptophyta; Magnoliopsida; Fabales; Fabaceae
Gene: EDA14
Product: embryo sac development arrest 14
Biological process (GO): rRNA processing
Cellular component (GO): small-subunit processome; nucleolus
Source: RefSeq, a predicted model, not a curated record
CUGAUCGAAUAAAAUGGUAGCCCAUUUAAGGUGGCUAUGUAAUUGGGCCGGCCCGAUUAACCCAUAGAGGCUAAUAGGUCCGUGAUGGGACGUUGUUAUGCAAAACGCAAACGUAGAAGCUAGCCACCGCUUGCAGAGAAAGAGAGCGCAUCACCGUCGUCGACACAACCCAAACAUGUCGUCCCUUCGAAACGCCAUUCCCAGGCGUGCUCACAAAGAGCGUUCUCAACCGUCGUCGAGGAAAAAAUUCGGCCUUCUCGAAAAACACAAGGACUAUGUCCAGCGUGCUAAAGCAUUCCACAAGAAAGAGGACACUUUGCGGAAACUUAGGGAAAAAGCAGCAAAUAGAAAUCAAGAUGAGUUUUACUUCAAGAUGGUUAGAACAAAAACCGUUGAUGGAGUUCAUAUACCAGAGAGUGAAGCAAACAAGUACACUGAGGAAGAGCUUAUGCUGAUGAAGACCCAGGAUAUGGGCUACAUUCUUCAGAAGCUUCAGAGUGAGAGAAAGAAAAUUGAAAGGCUAACUGCCUCCCUGCACUCUAUUGACAAUCAGCCAUCGAACAAGCAUGUUUUCUUUGCUGAGGAUAGAGAAGAGGCUAAAGAGUUACAAGCACAAUAUCCAAAAAGUGUCAUUCCACUUUCAUCUGAUGAUAUUCCUGCUAGCAUUAAGAGGAAAACAACUCAGUCUUACCGAGAGUUGGAAGCAAGGAGGAAUAGAUUCAGCCAGCUAGAGAAAAUCUACAUGGAUAUGGCAAUGCAGAAGGAGUUGCAGAAAAACGGUAAGAAGCGCAAACUAAGUGAAGAUGAGAUUGUCUGCCCUACCACCAAACCAGUAUACAAGUGGCGUGCUGAAAGAAAGCGUUGAAAGAGUUAAAAAUACUUCAGGCUUUUAUUCUAUUUUGCCUGGUUACUAUUUAGCAUAGUGAUUAAAUACUUGUGGGUUGGGUCUGCUGCUGGAGAACAUGUCUUACAUGAAGCACUAACAUGCCUGGCUGCAGAAUCGAAUGUGUUGCAUGAAACAAAUUAGGUGGGAUGACUACGGAUGCCGAUAACUGGCUUUCUUGUCGAGAAUUCUCUGAUCAUGUAACCAUUUUCUUUGCUCUGUUCGGUAUCCAUCCUUAUACCUUUCAGUUCUUCAACCAGAUUUUGUAAGUUUUACUAUUACAAGUACAUUCAAUUUUGAAGUUUAUGUUAUUUGUAUCGUGUAACUAUUCUUGUGGUAUAUAUGACACUAGACCCACGUUGUUGCAAAUUCUAUAAACAUGAUUUCA